Prunus mume (Japanese apricot) is the source of this 845-nucleotide messenger RNA. Lineage: Eukaryota; Viridiplantae; Streptophyta; Magnoliopsida; Rosales; Rosaceae. The record is from RefSeq and is a predicted model, not a curated record.
UGCAAAACAACUAUGAUGAGAAAGAACGCUUUGUCAUUCUCAUGCUUAUCACGGUUCACCUCAAAAAUAGCCACAAGCAUAGCCCUUGGAGUAGUUUUCCGCGGGUAUGACGGUUCAAAAUCUCCACCAUGACAAUGAUCCAGAAGCUAGCAAAGCCUUUUGGUUUGGAGCUGUUGGCUCAGUUGCAACAAGGAGGGUCUUCACCCACCCCUCAAACCCUCAACAAAAUCAUAUCCUCUUGCGCAACAUCUACUUCUUUGGACUUGGGUAUUAGGCUUCAUGCAGUUGUUAUCAAGUUGGGUUUUUGUUCUAAUAUCUAUAUAUGCAGUGCUCUCGUUGAUAUGUAUGGAAAAUGUGGCUCGUUGGCGAAUGCCCAGAAACAGUUUGAUGAAAUGUCUGACAGAAAUGUAGUUACUUGGAAUUCUUUGAUUUCUGGUUAUUUGCAAGCUGAGUUGCCAAAAAGGGCAAUUGGGUUGUUCCUGGAGCUGUUAAAAGUGGGGGUAGUGCCAACGCCGUUCAGUCUGUCGGGGGCCUUGGUGGGUUGCUCACAAUUAGAAGCAGAAGAGCUUGGUGCUCAGGUUCAUGGUUUGAGCCUGAAAACAGGGCUCUGCUAUAAUGUUGUUGUGGGAACAGGAUUGAUAGAUAUGUAUUCAAAGUGUUGUGGUGUUAAUGAUUCAAGGCGGGUGUUUAAUCAAAUGCCAGAAAGGAAUGUUAUAACUUGGACUUCCAUGGUUACUGGCUAUGCACAGAAUGGACAAUCUGAUGAGGCGAUGAUUUUAGCAAGGGAAAUGCUGCGGUUGGCCCAGACUUUUGGGAUCAUUGCAGGCAAAUUCAUUGCCGGAUAA